AUGUCGAAAGCGGUUUUGGUUGUGGUCCUCUGCUUUUUACCGGUUCUCGCCAUGGCGAUUCGUCCCAACAAGAACCCUUUCGUCGUACGUGGCCGUGUCUAUUGCGACACUUGUCUCGCUGGUUUCGAAACUCCUGCCUCUACUUACAUCCCUGGUGCGGUGGUUAGAUUGGAAUGCAAAGACAGGAGAACAAUGGAGUUAAAGUACACGCACGACGCCAAAACCGAUUCCACAGGAUCAUACAAGAUCUUGGUCAGUGAAGACCAUGAGGAUCAGUUCUGUGAUACAAUCUUAGUUAGUAGCUCUCAGCUACGCUGCUCCAACGUCUCUCCUGGCCACGACCGCGCCCGCGUAACCCUCACCCGCUUCAAUGGCAUCGCUUCCGACGAACGUUUCGCCAACAACUUGGCGUUCCUGAGGGAUGCAGAGCUUCCAGGUUGCUCAGAGAUCAUGAAACAAUACCAAGAAACCGACGACUAA
This is a messenger RNA of Microthlaspi erraticum, 480 nucleotides long. The record is from the annotation of a GenBank genome assembly. Lineage: Eukaryota; Viridiplantae; Streptophyta; Magnoliopsida; Brassicales; Brassicaceae.